Brassica oleracea var. oleracea is the source of this 351-nucleotide messenger RNA. RefSeq lists its product as uncharacterized. The record is from RefSeq and is a predicted model, not a curated record. The coding region runs from base 1 to 351 and encodes 116 amino acids. NCBI's taxonomy places the organism in Eukaryota, Viridiplantae, Streptophyta, Magnoliopsida, Brassicales, Brassicaceae. The transcript has a single exon.
AUGAUCCGUACAGCUUUUCUGUUCCUUGUCCUCGUCAUCGGGACGCAAGUGCAUGCGCAGCUAGUACCACCGGCGAGGCUCGAUGGUUUCGUUUACCCACCGGGUCGUCGAGUUGACCCGGAUACUAUACUAAUCGAGGCGUUUUUUAACCCGGUUUGCCCGGAUAGUAGAGACGCUUGGCCGCCUCUGAAGCAAGCUCUUAAGCACUAUGGAUCUCGCGUUGCCCUUCUCCUUCACCUCCUUCCUUUACCGUACCAUGACAAUGCAUAUGUAAGCUCUCGGGCUUUACACAUUGUGAAUGCUUUGAACGCAAAUGCUACCUACUGUUUGCUCGAAACCUUCUUUCACUAG